CCUAAACUGCGCAGGAAAUGUAAUACUGACUAAUUUCGGCUCAGUUUUUAAUCAACGAGUAGAGGAUUCUGUCCAUUCCUACAUCCAUUAGUCUAUUACUAUGGAAGACGAUGCUCCUGUUAUAUAUGGACUAGAAUUUCAGGCACGUGCAUUAACAGCUCAGAUAGCUGAAACAGAUGCAAUUCGUUUUCUUGUUGGAACACAGUCACUGAAAUAUGAUAACCAGAUUCAUAUCAUUGACUUUGAUGAUGAAAAUAACAUUAUUAACAAGAAUGUUCUGUUGCAUGAAGCAGGAGAGAUAUGGCACAUUAACGCAAGUCCUGUAGAUAAAAGUGUCUUUACAACAUGUUACAACAAAACUUCAGACAGCAAAGUGGUAACAUGUGCAGCUGUGUGGAGGAUGCCGAAAGAAUUGGAAUCAGGCAGCCAUGAAUCCCCUGAUGAUUCAUCAAGCAACCCUCAGACCCUAGAGCUGCUCUGUCACCUUGACAACACAGCCCACGGCAAUAUGGCUUGUGUUCUCUGGGAGCCGAUGAGUGAUGGGAAAAAGUUGAUUUCUCUGGCUGAUAAUUACCUUCUGCUGUGGGACUUGAAGGAGAGCACCACUAAAGCUGUGAUUUCUAGUUCCACAACACUUGAAGGAAAGGGGCAGCUGAAGUUCACAUCUGGUCGAUGGAGUCCCCAUCACAAUUGCACGCAGAUAGCAACAGCUAAUGACACAGCAAUCCGAGGCUGGGACAUAAGGAGCAUGAGUCAAAUAUACUGUAUAGAAAAUGCUCACGGACAGCUGGUGAGAGAUUUAGACUUCAAUCCAAACAAGCAGUACUAUCUGGCAAGCUGUGGAGACGAUUGCAAAGUUAAAUUCUGGGAUAUUAGAAAUAUAAACGAACCUGUGAAGAGCCUAGAAGAACAUUCCCACUGGGUCUGGAGUGUGAGGUACAACCACUCUCAUGAUCAACUGGUACUGACCGGUAGCAGUGACAGCAGAGUCAUUCUUUCAAAUAUGGUGUCCAUAUCUUCUGAGCCUUUUGGCCAUAUUGUGGAUGAAGAUGAACUGAGUGACCAAGAAGACAAUCAUCAAGAUGAGAAAAUCAAAGAGCCGCUUCAAGAUAGCAUCAUAGCCACCUAUGAGGAACAUGAAGACAGUGUAUAUGCCGUGGAAUGGUCUUCAGCAGAUCCUUGGCUCUUCGCAUCUUUAAGCUAUGAUGGAAGGCUUGUUAUAAAUCGAGUACCAAGGGCACUGAAAUACCGUAUAUUGUUGUAGCAUUAUAAAAGCAAAAUUAUAAUAUGUUAUAUUUGGACAGGAAAACUGCAGUCAAAUAAAAUAUAUCAUUAUGCAACAG
Messenger RNA from Polypterus senegalus (gray bichir), 1343 nucleotides. It is a transcript of the gene eipr1, whose product is annotated as EARP complex and GARP complex interacting protein 1. Bases 101 to 1264 code for a protein of 387 amino acids. Gene Ontology annotation, biological process: protein ubiquitination. Gene Ontology annotation, molecular function: protein binding. The record is from RefSeq and is a predicted model, not a curated record. The transcript has 9 exons. NCBI's taxonomy places the organism in Eukaryota, Metazoa, Chordata, Cladistia, Polypteriformes, Polypteridae.